CAUCCCUCCUCCCGCCCGCGCUCCCUCCCUUUGGCUACCGCUCCCCCGGGAGCGGCGGCGGCGGCGGCGGGAUGGCCCGGGCCCGAGGCCAGGCCCCGGGGAGCGGCGGGCGGCGGCGGCCGCGGCGGGGCGGCGCGGGAACCGGGCCCCGGGGGGAGUCGGCCGGGCUGCUGCUGCUGCUGCUCCAGGUGCUGCCGCCCGGGGCUACGGCAGGGCCAGGACGCCGGGGCACGCGGGGCGCCGGCGGCGGCGGCGGCGUCUGCUGGCCCGGCGCGGCCCCAGCCUUUCUCCGGGACGCGCGGCUGCUGCUGCUCCUGCCGCCGCUGCCGCCACUGUCGCCGCCGCCGCCGCCGAGCUCCGCGCCCGCAGCCUCCGCCUCCCGGAUGGACGCUCUGCCCCGCAGCGGGCUGAACCUGAAGGAGGAGCCGCUGCUGCCCGCCGGCCUGGGCUCAGUGCGCUCCUGGAUGCAGGGCGCAGGCAUCCUGGACGCCAGCACCGCGGCGCAGAGUGGCGUGGGUCUGGCACGAGCACAUUUUGAGAAGCAGCCUCCCUCCAACCUCAGGAAAUCCAACUUCUUCCACUUCGUGCUGGCCAUGUACGACCGGCAGGGGCAGCCCGUGGAGGUGGAGCGCACAGCCUUCAUCGACUUCGUGGAAAAGGACCGAGAGCCCGGGGCGGAAAAGACUAACAAUGGGAUCCAUUACCGCCUCCGGCUGGUGUAUAACAAUGGACUUCGGACGGAGCAAGACCUCUACGUGCGUCUCAUCGACUCCAUGUCCAAGCAGGCCAUCAUCUAUGAGGGGCAGGACAAGAACCCCGAAAUGUGCCGAGUGCUGCUCACCCAUGAGAUCAUGUGCAGCCGGUGCUGUGACCGGAAGAGCUGUGGCAACCGGAAUGAGACGCCCUCAGACCCCGUCAUCAUUGACAGGUUCUUCCUCAAGUUCUUCCUCAAAUGCAACCAGAACUGCCUGAAGAAUGCAGGGAAUCCCAGAGACAUGCGCCGCUUCCAGGUGGUGGUGUCCACGACGGUGAGCGUGGACGGACACGUGCUGGCCGUGUCCGACAACAUGUUUGUGCACAACAACUCCAAGCAUGGCCGCAGGGCGCGCCGCCUGGACCCCUCCGAAGCUGCCACCCCCUGCAUCAAGGCCAUCAGCCCCGGGGAGGGCUGGACCACGGGCGGAGCCACCGUCAUUGUCAUCGGCGACAACUUCUUCGACGGGUUGCAGGUCGUGUUCGGAAAUGUGCUCGUGUGGAGCGAGCUCAUCACGCCCCACGCCAUCCGGGUGCAGACGCCCCCGCGGCACAUCCCCGGGGUGGUGGAGGUGACCCUCUCCUACAAGUCCAAGCAGUUUUGCAAGGGAUCCCCCGGCCGCUUUGUCUACACAGCUCUGAACGAGCCCACCAUUGACUACGGAUUCCAGAGGCUACAGAAAGUCAUUCCCAGACACCCCGGAGACCCCGAGAGGCUGCCCAAGGAAGUGUUGCUGAAGCGGGCGGCCGACUUGGCAGAAGCCCUGUACGGAGUGCCCGGCAGUAACCAGGAGCUCCUCCUGAAGCGCGCGGCGGACGUGGCCGAGGCUCUGUACAGCACCCCCCGCGCACCCGGGCCGCUCGGACCCCUGGCCCCGAGCCACCCACACCCUGCCGUCGUGGGCAUCAACGCCUUCAGCAGCCCGCUGGCCAUCGCCGUCGGGGACGCCACCCCGGGGCCCGAGCCGGGCUACGCGCGCAGCUGCAGCAGCGCGUCUCCCCGCGGGUUCGCGCCCAGCCCCGGCUCGCAGCAGAGCGGUUACGGCAGCAGCCUCGGAGCUGGCCUGGGCGGCUACGGCGCGCCGGGCGUGGCCGGCCUCGGCGUGCCUGGGUCCCCCAGCUUCCUCAAUGGCUCCACCGCCACCUCGCCCUUCGCCAUCAUGCCCUCUAGCCCCCCGCUGGCGGCUGCCUCCUCCAUGUCCCUCCCGGCCGCUGCCCCCACCACCAGCGUCUUCUCCUUCUCGCCUGUCAACAUGAUCUCCGCCGUCAAACAGAGGAGCGCCUUCGCCCCCGUGCUGCGCCCCCCGAGCUCCCCACCCCAGGCCUGCCCCAGAGCCCACGGAGAGGGGCUUCCAGACCAGUCUUUUGAGGAUUCUGACAAGUUCCACUCUCCAGCCCGGGGGCUUCAGGGCCUGGCGUACUCCUAAUUACGGUCUGCAGCUGUUCCCAUGGAGCCCCGACUGGAGGUCCCUCUGGGAUUCACAGCCACA
Messenger RNA from Pongo pygmaeus (Bornean orangutan), 2243 nucleotides. It is a transcript of the gene EBF4, whose product is annotated as EBF transcription factor 4. Gene Ontology annotation, molecular function: DNA-binding transcription factor activity; DNA binding. Bases 72 to 2180 code for a protein of 702 amino acids. Gene Ontology annotation, biological process: regulation of DNA-templated transcription. Lineage: Eukaryota; Metazoa; Chordata; Mammalia; Primates; Hominidae. The transcript is spliced from 18 exons. The record is from RefSeq and is a predicted model, not a curated record.